This is a messenger RNA of Hyla sarda, 968 nucleotides long. Its product is annotated as interleukin-10 receptor subunit beta-like. The record is from RefSeq and is a predicted model, not a curated record. Gene Ontology annotation, molecular function: protein binding. The transcript is spliced from 7 exons. NCBI's taxonomy places the organism in Eukaryota, Metazoa, Chordata, Amphibia, Anura, Hylidae. Bases 111 to 968 code for a protein of 285 amino acids.
GUCUAUUCCCCAGAGCUGAAAAUAAUAUGAGGAAGUGACUGAGAGUCGUUGUAAACGGUGGCAGCACAUAAUGUGACGGUAUUACCACCCGCAGCACUACAGAGCCCAGCAUGGAUUACUACUAUGGGCUGGUUCUUUUCAUCUGCUGCUGGAUCCCAGGGUUCGGGAAACUUCCAGCUCCUAUCAAUGUCACCAUGGAUUCCUUCAACUUUAAGAAUACUUUGCGUUGGACACAACCAGCUGAUCUAGAGGGUGACGUGAUAUACAUUGUGGAAUAUAAAAUAGAUAUCCCAUCUAACAGGGUUGCCUAUAAGAGAAUAUGUAUCACUCACGAGCAACAGUGUCAUUCUUCUGUCAUCACGUACCGCUCUUAUGUGCGAGUGAAAGCGCGGAAAUAUUCCGAUGAAUCUGACUGGGUGACAAUACACUUUGACCCCUAUGAAGAAACAAUUAUUGGGGCUCCAGACGUGACAGUCUCUUCGAGGUCGGGACAUCUGGAUGUCAGUUUCAAAGGUCCUUUAGUAGGGGCGGAAUUAGAAUCAUUGAAGAUGAAAUAUGGCGAGCUUAUUUAUAGGGUUCUAUACUGGAAGGAGUCGGACCCUGCACAUGUCUUGAAUGUGAGUACAUCCCAAAGCCAAGACACUCUGCGUGACUUAGAAGCAUGGACGGUGUACUGUGUAAAGGUCCGAGCCUAUGUGCCUGAAUAUAACAAAUCUGGAGAGUUCAGCCCUGCGAUCUGCAAGGAAACCACUAAUAAUGAGUCCAGAAAGCCUUCAGCUCCCAUCAAUGUCACCAUGGAAUCCUUCAACUUCAGGAAUACUUUACGUUGGAAGAAACCAGAUGAUCUGGAGGGUGACGUGAUAUACAUUGUGGAAUAUAAAAUGUACGUAACAUUGCUAUUUUAUAUGGAACACGCUCCACUCAUUUGUAUGGAAGCAACUAACUCAAGCAUCUUCAACAUCCUAUGA